UUCUCAGCAGCGGCUGUCAGUAGGCUCUUGGCCGAUGCUUCUCGGUUGCUUUUGUGGACACUGAUACCUGCAUGCCAAGAAAGUAAGCAAACCUCACUCACAAAAACAGAGCCAGGCAAGCAAUGCACGGACAUCUCCUGUGUGUGCCGUGCCUCUGUUAUGCAGUUCCUUUGACGCGUUGGUUGACCGUGCAACCAGCUCCCAAGGGCUCGAACACGUGGGCACGAAUUAUCGUACAACAUGUUGGAUGUGCUGCAUUCAUUCGUUCAUGGCUUUGUGUUGCUGGCGUUCAGGAGGUUGAGAACGCCGUGCAGCUGCUGGAGGUGCUGCUCUCACAGAACGGCACUGUCAGACAAUAUGCACGCCAGCUGCUGCUGACCAGGGUGAGAUCAACCAACAUGUUGCUGAGCCUUCUCACGUUUCCUGUCCUCUCUCUAUUCCAUUGUUUCUCAGGCCCGGCAUGCGUCUGGUGACCCCUCUCUGCGUCCAUCCACGCUGCGCCGCCUUCUGCAGGCGCUGCAGGACCACUCAAGCGAUGACCCACAGAUCGGUCAGGGGCGCCACACACACACACACGCACACGCAGCCACGCUCAUCUCUCGGGUUGUGGUGGUUUGAUGUGGUGGUUCAGACGCCGCCGUUCGUGAGCUCCAGCGGUCCGCUGCCACAUCCACAGCGGACGACUCAUCGCACCGCCGGAGGCACUCAACACCCCCAGAACCUCCCGCUGCAUCGUCAGGUGGGCGCACCACACUCGCAGUACUCAUGAACGAAUGACGGCAUUGUUCUGUUGGUGUGUCAACAGACCCCCCAGCCCUCCCCCCUCCCCAGCGAGCCGCAGCAUUCGAAUCGCAGCAUGUAUCGACGUCCACGUCCAGCCACCGAGGCGGCCCGCCCGGUCGCCUCUCGCACCCCGUCACCGUCGUCAGUGCCCCGCUGCCCACAUCCCCACCGCGCAGCUCAUCGGCAUUCAUCGAGUCGCCACGCCCGCCGCCAGAGCGGCUGAGAGGGUCCGGCAUGACUGCUGGUGUGGAGGACGGGAGAGGGGGGGCUGAUGCGCUGGGGCCGCUUCCAUCGGCGUUCCAGAUGCGCUCGUGGAAGGGGCGGGGCGGGUCGCCACGGAAGGCUGGCAAGAAACAAAACGGGGCUAAGGCUGCGGCGGCAGGUGCGGAUGUGCGCGCCAGCAGGGACUCCGCCAUGUCGACGCAGGCGCCGUCUGUGGAAUAUCCGCCACUGCAUGGCGAGGCAUCCGGUUCAUGUAAGUGAAUGAGACGAUCAGACAUGGACGGGACUGCCAUGAAAGGCUGCCUGUGUGCCAUUUUAGCGUUCUUGUCCAUCUCGAUCGACCGCCAGUCCAAGGGCGCCUUCUCUCCCCUCCCCCCUCCCCUGCCCCCUCCACCCUCAUCUCUCUCGCGUCGGCCGCGCUCACCCCGCCGUGCGGACAGCCCCCCCUCCAUGCUGCGCCCCAGCCGGCAUGACGCAGUGGUGCGCUCCUCGUCGGCCAUCAGCCUGCCGCCCUUCAGCAGGGCCGACGUCAUGGUCCCCUUCGCCCCCAUGCACGUGUUCACCACCCCUCAGACAGACAGGCGCUUGUCCAUGGCCGGGUCCCGCCGCCCAUUCCGGUCGCUGACGCCCGUGCGGGAAGAAGCUCUGGAGGACUCAGAUCCGCGCCAUCGGCUAAGGCUGGUCGCCCACUUUUUUCGAGCUUGGGCCGGCAGGGCUGUGGUGGCGAGGAGGGAGCGGCAGGCACAGCAUGUGGAGGAGUUCGUGGAUAGAAUAGCCCGAUGGUGAGAGCCACUGAGAUGCUGAAGGCGACAUCCGUGUGAAAUGGCUUGCCUUACGCGUGUGUGCGUGUGGUGCAGGGCUGUGCGUCAUAGUGGUUUCUUUCGGCGUUUGGCGGCCGUAUCAGCGGACCGUGACGGUCUCGCGCGGCUCCUUGCUCGCAUUGCUGGUGUGGAGAGGCGGCACGUGGGCACCAACACGCUCUACCGGGGUAUGAGUAACGCCGUGCUGUCAUUCACUGAUGAUAGGUGCGGCCACGACGGGCGGAGAGGAGGGAUUGGUACACACACGUGUACACAAUGUAUCGGCUGUUUGAUGCAGGAUAUCGUGGGAUCAGUUCAUGUCGGGCCACUGGCACCCUCCAGACUCGCCUGUUCCUCAGUGGUACCGAUCGCUCCUCCAGAGCGCUGCCGUCACCACACGGGCAGAGCCGGCACAGGCAGAUCGGCAUCGCGAGAUCCGCAUCUCGAGACGGCUGCGCGGCUUGAGACGUCUCCUCUGUCGGCUCAACUCAUCCACGCAGCUGGCGGCGGCCUUCGACCACUGGAGAGCCAUCCACAAGACACGGCAGGCUGCGAGGGAGUCGAUGCGGCAGGCAAUGCAGACAGCUGAGGGCCGUCAGACGAUCGACUCACUUGAGGGGAUCCCUGCUCGUGUGACGGUCCGGAGGGCCCUGUAUGCGUGGAGCCAGACGGCAGCCAGACUGAGGGGUGUGGCCUUGUUGACGGCUCGAUGCGAUAAACGUGUGCUGUGUGGUGCGUUGCGAGGGUGGCGGCGGAGGGCAUCUGUGGCGCGGAAGGGCCAGAGGGUGGUUCAGAGGAGCAGUGGGCGGAUGCUGCGGCGGGUGUUCCAGAUCUGGCUGCGGGAGUACUACAGGUGCGCUGAGUGGAGUGAUGGAAGUGUUGUGUGCACAGACGAACAUCGCUGUUCAUCCAUGGAAAGUCUGUUUGUUGUUUGUCUGUGUGCUUGCUUCAGGCAGCAAACGUCGAAUCUGAUGCUGUCGCAGCUGCAGUACCGGGGCCAGCUGUCGCGGCUCGAGGCCACCAUCCUCCGCCUCAAGGCACGAUGCACACAGCACGCCCUCAACCGCCUCGCCACCCUCCUAACGCAACGGCCCCUGCUCAAACACGCCGUCCUCCGCCUACACAGCCACGCACAGCAUGCUGCUGGGAGAGAAUCUGCCAUAAGGCGGACACUCAGGCGGAUCGUGGUCGGCCGGCGGCAUCGCAUGGAGGCGACAGCCUUCCGCAUAUGGUCAGCUCAGCUGGGCCAGCAUCGGCGGGCGGUCAUGGAUGAGCAGACAAGAGCGGCAGCGGCAGCGAGGAUGGCCCGUGUUGCCGUGAAGAUGCGCACACGGGCGGCCCAUGCAUCAGCCAGGAGGGCACUCCACAUCUGGCGAGCAGCCCUCAUAGCCCAUCGCAAGCAGCACCGGCACAUGACAGCCACGCUGCGCGCCGCAUUCAUCGCAUGGCGGCAGUCAUCUCGGCAGCAGGGACGUGUGAGGCAAGGCCUGCUGUCCCUCUGUCGUGUCACCCGCGCCCACACCCGCCGCUCCCUCCACCAGUGGCUGUCCGCCUGCGCCCUCGUGGCCAUUGAGGGGCCUAUCAACGCGAGGCUGUCGGAGAUGUCUGUUGCCCGUGAGGCCGUGGAGAGCAGAGCGGCCAGUCUCGAGGAGCAGCUGGUGCGCACUCGUGACCAGCUGCGUGACAUCAUCUCAAGGCGGCUGCGACAUCUGGUCACCCGCAUGGGGAGGGUCUUGGAGCGCUUCGCCCUUUCUUCGGCAUUCGACAGAAUAAGAGCGGCCUGUCUUGCCGAGCGGCGUGUCCAAGCUGCGGCAUCACGGCUCACACCCGCUCUAUCUCGCCCCGCCCGUCGUGCGAUGGCCAUUGCACUCGCCUCCCUGGCACUGCACGCGGAGUCCCACAUGCAUCGGCAGGCUUUGCGCGAGAAAGCGCUUCAUCGGCUGGCCAGACUGAUCAGUCGGCGUUGGCUGCAGUGGGGGUGGGAGGGGCUGCAGAGGGUGAUGGGUGCGGUCAUGUCGCACCAGGCCGCAGCGGCCAUGCGGGCCGACCUGGACAGACGGGCGCAGCGUAUAGACCACCUGCAGGCCAGCCUCAGGGACCAGGAGAAACAGUGCGAGGAGCUCCAGGUCGGUUGGGUCGGUCGGGACAUAGACAGACCAUACCCAUCACUGUUGCUCUUGUCGCCUCAGGCGUCGUUGGAGCGGAAGCGCGCCGAGGAGGCCAGCCGCCGAGCGGAGUUGGAUGAGCUGCAGAGCAACCUGCAGGAGCGGACCACAGCCCUGCAUCAGACGCGGCACGAGCUGCAGGACACCACCGACAAGCGGGAGAUAGAACGGUCAGUCCCACACACACGCAAGACGCAGACCAGACACGUCCAAAAGUGUCUGUCGAUGGAUGUGUGCAUCACACCGGUGGCUGUGCUGUCGAUUGCAUUGCGCUUUCUCUGUCUGUCAGGUUGGACGCCGAGGAUUCGCUCAAGAAGCUUCAGGACACCGUGGCAGAGCUGACAGAGGCGCUGCAGGUCCAGCAGGGGGAGCUCGAGACCACACAGCGAGCCCUCGAAGACGAACAAGCCGCUAACAGGUGGGUGACAUGCAACGCAAUGGGUAGACAGACAGACAGUGCAGGCCUUCCUGUGCUUAAUCGUUGCUCUCUGUAUGUGUGUAUGUGUAUGCAUCAGGUACCUGAUGUCCUCAGCCCAAGACGGCCAGGCCGGUCGUGUGGACCUCUUCCAGCGCCUCCAGACCCGCCGCCGCCAGGAGGAGCUCAACGAGGACGAGAAGUCGGCCUUCAUGGCCCUGAGAUACCACGCCUACCUGCGAUCCACUCUUCGUCAGACCGCAGUGGCCGCGCAUCUCAGACACCGCCGUAGGACAUUCGCAGGGCUUCGGAGGGCCGCACUGCAUGUCCGGCUAAGCAAGAUGAGACGGCGGACGGCUGUGCUCCAGCUGGCCGCCACAGUCCAGCGUGUUCACACUGCCCAGCGGCUGGCGGCCUUCGGACACAUCAAGAGCGCCACCCUCAAACGCGGCCGCACGGACGCCGCGGCACGAGCGCUGCACGGGGCCAUCUCACGACUUUACUUCCGCCACCACUGCCGCCCCGCGCUUCAGGUGCUGCGGCGGCAUGCAUCUCGCUGGCUGCUGAUGGACGCCCUGUCAGCUACACAGAGGCGUUGUGUGUAUCGGCGUGCAAUGCGGCGGUGGCGUGAGGGGCUGGCGCGUCGCAAGGCGGCGGUGAGGGUGCAGGACAUCAUGCGGCUGGGGGCACUCAGGCAGGGGCUGCAGCGACUGAGACGUUGGUGCGAGGUCAGUCUAUAAACAAACAAGGCAGACGGGCUGGCGAGGCGACAGACAGAUUCAUGACAAGUGUGUGUUUGGUCUAUGUAUGUCAGGCGUCGCGUAGCUGGGCUGUGCAGGACGUGUGCUCGCACGAGGCCACCCUCUCUCGUGUUGAGUUCCGCACACAGACUCUCCGCGUCGCCCUCACCAUGGGAGCACUCAUCGUCAGGGGUCUCUUGAGGCGGUCGCUCGCAAGGCUGCAGACACACGCACACCAGUCCCGCAUGCAACAACGGCUCGUCGACGUCACGCACUUCCCACGCGCGACUCGGGCCAUGACCAGGCGGUACUUCGGGGCGUUGCGGCGGGUGGCGAGGCGGCAGAGGGGUGCGGUGCGUUUGGUGGGUCGCUUGAGCCGACUGAUUGAGAGGGACGCCUUGUGCGUGUGGCGUGGUGAGGCGAGGGCUGUGCACAUGCGGCAGCAGAGGGCGGAGCGGCUGCACUGGAGCCUGGUGCACAUCGUCAGGCGGCGGCUCAAGAUCGUCUGGUUCGACUGGUGCUUCAGACAUAAGUAUGGGCGAAUGUAGGCAUGCAUGUCUGUGGGGGCGGACGGACACUCACGUGUGUCAUUGCUGGCGUCUGUCUGUCUGUCUGUCCAAAUGUGUGUUGGUUGUGUCAGGGUGAUGGCGCCUAAUCGCAGCACCCGUCUGCUCAACCUCUCCUUCCGCAUGCGCGCACGCUACCUGCGGGUGGCUCUCAUGCUCUGGAGGGCUGACACGAGACGGAUGGUCCAGCUGCGGCGCGUCGGGGCCAUUCUAGCCAGAUGCAUCGCAAGUGAGCCAGACAUCAGACCGGGCCAUCCCGUAUUCCCAUCUGUUUGUUUUGGGUCGAUCAUGUCUGUCUGCAGGGCGGGGCCUCCGUGUGUUGCAUCAGCACGCCCUGUCGGCCGCCACAGAGGGCUGGUCCAGGACGGCCCUCGCUCUCGUCCGCCGAUGUGACGCCUUCGUCGACAUGAUCAACCACCAGGCCGACCACCACACGGCACACGAGAGCCGCCUACUCCUCCACACCACCCUGCACGAAUGGCGCAGGCAGGCAGCCGCCAGUGCAGCGCGAAAACACGAGCGGCGGAAGGCACUUGGCCGCAUCGGGUCUGGCCUGCAGCGGGCGAGGCUGCGGCAGAGUGUCAGGCAGUGGCAGCGGGUGCUGGAGCAGUCGAGGCGGGAUGGCGAGCGUAAGGCUGCGCAGAGCAUCGUGGUGCAGAGCGAGAGACAGCGGGGGACGCAGAGCAUUGCGGCAGCAUCACGCAGCCUCCUGUCGACGCUCCGAGUGGCCACACGCAGACACCUCGCUACCGCCUUGACGCGCCUGUUUUCACACGUGAGGCACACACGGGAUGACAGGCACGCCUGCCACGAAGCAAAGGUCUGAGUGGUGCGUGUAUGCAGGCGCAUGGUGAGAGGCUUCGUGCGACCGUGUCGAGUCACCGUGAUGCCCUCGCUGCGGCCGAGAAGCGGCACGAUGAGAGUCGACAGCAGCAGAUGGCGGCCAUCGAGGCCGUGAGGGAGGAGCUCAAGCGCCUGCAGGUGGGUCCUCAUGGGCAACGAGUGCAGAAAGGCAGGUGUGUCGACGUGUCAGUCAUGCGUGAAUGUGCGUAUUCAGGAGUCUCGUGCCGAGGACCUUGAGGAGGAGGUGGAGAGGCGGCUGCAGGGGGAGAUCUCACGCAGCAACGAGCUGGAGGACGCCCUCGAGAAGGCACAACAGGCCGUCUCUUAUUGGGAGAGCGAACACAAGGUACAGCACCACCUGACACACCUGCAGGCGCGUCCACGUGUAUUCCUCCCCCUCCCCCUCUCUGUUGUGUGUCAUGUCAGCGUGAGCUGGACCGCAACGAGGCGGCGCAGACGGAGAUCUCCAAGAUCGGCAAGUCCGUGGAAUCCCUCAGACAGUCACACGCCAAGGAGCUGGCGGCCGUCCGGCAGGACCUCGACAAAGAGCGGCGCACCAACGAGACCCUAACAAAUGAGGCCUCGCAGCAGCGGCAGGCGUGUGGGUCGCUUCGCACCAGAGCAUCCGAGGCUGACGAGGCGAAGCGAGAGAAUCAGCGGCUGCGGUCUGAGGUGGAGGGGCUGAGACGGCGGCUGGAUGAGGCUAAUGAGGAGAAUGCGGCGUUGCAGGAGAGGAUGCGGGAGGAGAUAGAGCGCGUCAAGCACUUCGAGAGCUCCAUCCUUAAGGGACACAAGGACGCGGAAAGCUUCAAGAAAGCCGCUGAGAAACAGGUGCCUGACUAUAAAGCCAUACGUGUGGAUGGAUCGAUCCAUUUGAAUGUGCCUGUCUGUCUGUCUGUCUGCAGGUUGAGUCCCUGAAGCUGGCUCUCAAGGCGUCCAAGGAGAAGGCCACCCUCUAUGCCGAGCAGGUGUCUUCACUGUCCACCCAGCUGUCGGAGUCAGCCGCAGAGCACCGCAAGAAGGAGCGUGCACUUUUGGAGGAGAAGAUCCAGCUGGCCCGCACCAACCUGAGCGCCCAGGCGUCCAGCAGUCUGACCAUCGUGCCGUUUGGUCAGGUGGCGCAGGGCACUGCGAGGGAGAACAAGGGCAAGAAGAAGAGACAGCCGUGAUUGGUGAGUGCGUGGGUGGGUGGGUGGCGCUGCAUAUGUGCGCACUGUAUAGCUCUAGAGGGGGCGGGGCGUGUUUGUCGGGUUGCUGGGGCGUGGCGUCGUUCCUGCGUGUUGUGUUGUGUGUGGCGAGGGUAGUUAGCCAAUCAAUGGCGUGUCGAGUCCGUGUGUGUCUAUGCAUUCAUGCGAGCAUACAUGACAGACACGGUGGACAAACAAGCAUCACCUUACUCACUGCUGUAAC
Messenger RNA from Vitrella brassicaformis, 7944 nucleotides. The record is from the annotation of a GenBank genome assembly. Lineage: Eukaryota; Vitrellaceae.